Erigeron canadensis is the source of this 1282-nucleotide messenger RNA. Its product is annotated as mitochondrial amidoxime reducing component 2-like. The transcript has 7 exons. Gene Ontology annotation, molecular function: catalytic activity; pyridoxal phosphate binding; molybdenum ion binding. Lineage: Eukaryota; Viridiplantae; Streptophyta; Magnoliopsida; Asterales; Asteraceae. The coding region runs from base 207 to 1151 and encodes 314 amino acids. The record is from RefSeq and is a predicted model, not a curated record.
AUUUGUCGUUCUAUGAGUGAAAGAAAGAAGUCCACUCAGUCGUCACAUGUGACAUGUGUAGUUAGUAUAUGAUUUUAUUAUUAUUAGUAGGUAAGAAGAUGCAAAAUCAUUUCCCCUAAAAUAUAGUUAGAAAUUAGAAAUGGUAAGACUGACUAAUAUCUGAGUUUAAUCGACUAGAGGAGAGAGUGUGAGAGAGAGAGAGAGGGAUGGCGUCAUUAUCAUCGGAAUCGUUGACGACGGAUUCGAGGGUGAAGGCGAUAAUGAUAUAUCCUAUAAAAUCAUGCAAAGGGAUGAGCGUAUCGGAAGCCCCCCUCAGUCCGACCGGGUUUUUGUGGGAUCGUCAUUGGGCGGUUGUGAACUCAAAUAAUGGCAGAGCCUGCACCCAGAGGGUCGAACCCAGGCUCGCUCUCAUCCAUGUCCAUUUGCCACCUCUAGCCUUUUCUUCUUCUCCCCCUCCUCCUUGUUCUUGCUUGGUCGUUGGGGCUCCUGGGAUGCCCGAGCUCCAGGUCUCCUUGAGUAAACCAUCGUUGAAGUCUGAUGGGGUCUCCGUAUGGGAAUGGACCGGCUCAGCCUUAGAUGAGGGAGACAAGGCCGCCCAAUGGUUCACCGAUUUUCUUGGAAAACCUUGCCGCUUGGUGCGCUUUAAUGAAGACUCAGAGACUCGGCCGGUUGACCCUCUGUAUGCUACUGGAUUUAAUGUCAAAUUUACUGAUGCUUUCCAGUUUCUUCUAAUCUCACAGGCUUCUUUGGAUACAGUGAAUGAACAACUAAAGGAACCAGUCAGUAUUAACCGAUUUAGACCCAACAUACUUGUCGAUGGCUGUGAAUCAUUUGCCGAGGACCUCUGGAAACAGAUCAGAAUUAACCAGUCCAAUUUUCAUGGAGUCAUGCUUUGCCCUCGUUGUAAGGUACCUACUAUUAAUCAAGAGGAUGCAACAGAAGGUAGCGAACCAACUGCAACCAUGAUGAAGUUCCGAUCGGCCAAAGCCUUGGAAGUGAACACCACUACCACAAAAUAUAAGGGACGGGUAUACCUUGGGCAAAUGCUGGUGUGCGAGGAUAAUGACAGCAGUUUUAGGAAGAUUAUUAGUGUUGGAGACAUUGUUCAUGUGGAACAGGUAUUCUCAUCCUAUGCAGAUGUUGCUGUUUAAAGUCUCAUCCAAUAGUCACAAUUAUAACCAUAUGUAAUAUGUACAAAGUUGUUUGUGGUCAUUAUCACAGACCAUGCCAUCACUCACAGCAAUCCUUAUAAACAAAAUAAAAAUAAUGGUGCUUUUCCUAA